CUCCGUCCGUCUGCGACAUCGUCCCCUCGCGUCCCACUCUUUGCUGGCCGUCUGGCCGGCCAAACCCAGCCUCGAUAUGCCCGGACCCUUCCGGGCAAACACUCGUCUUUCAAAGCUUGCUCAUGUCGUGUCGGUUGGCAGCAGACGCGGUCAUGCUGGGAUAUUCGUGACUGGGCGACCUGCGUAACAUUGUAACCUAAGCCCGGCCUCUUUGGCCGUUUCCAUGCCUUCGUGGCAGCCUCUCAUACUUCCGGAUCCCUUGGGCAGCAUGGGCCAUGAGCAGCACGGCUGAUCGAAAAGUUCCCGAUUGGGCCUCUGCUUUGCCCCAGGACGACGACUCGCGUCCCGGAAAGCGGUCGCGGGUCGCUCUGGCAUGUCAAAGGUGCAAAACCAGGAAACAAAAGUGCAAUGGCACAAAUCCAUGUGCAAAAUGCGAGGCCCUCGACCUGCCUUGCGAGUAUGUCGUUCCCCAGAAGCCCAUGCCCUUCGGCAAGAACCAAUACAUCAAAUCUCUGGAGCGCCGGGUCGCCGAACUUGAAACGCUGCUGUCUACUCAUGGCUUAGCAGAGCCAAGCAAGGACCACUGGGUCCCGUCUUCCAAAGCCAGCGACAAAGCUAGCAGCCAGUACGCCGAUGACACGCCAAAUACUGAUGAACUUGACCCGGAGUGGCAAGAUGGCGGCAACGUCACGGCCAUAUUUCGCAAUCUCGCUCUUGACGUCAAUGGACAGGCAUAUACCGGCUCUGCAUCGCAUUUCACGAUGGGCAAGUUGCUCGGCUCUCUAAUGCGUUCACAGCCACGACGGGCAUCUACCUUCAGUGUUGUUCAAAGCGUGCACGGCAGUCGCCAUGGAUCGGUCGCCAUGACUUCUCCGGAGACCUCAAUCAACCACCUAGACCCGGCCGCUUCGGCUCGUACCACAAUCAACUUUUCUGACAUGCCUGAGGAGGUGGCUGAGCGAUUGCUACGGGGCUACUGGAAGCAUAUAGGCACUCGGUUCCCCGUCCUCUACUCACGUUGGCUCAGCGAGGUUCACGUCAAGAGUCGAAGGCAGCAGCUGACAGGUGUUCACGAAAUCGCAAUCCUACAUCUUGUUUAUGCCGGCGCCGGCAGGUUUCUUGAGACUGCUGGAGAAACAGGUCCUUUCCAUCCUCAGCGACACCUAGCCUCGGCACUUGAACAUAUGGACGAGAUUCUCGGUGCAGGGGCUGAUCGCCGCUCGGUCGCAACUCUUGUCCUACUCGCAGUCUGCUGUCUACGCGAUCCGUCCGGGCCAGGCGCCUGGGCAUACAUACGUUUGGCUACGACAAUAGCCAUUGAGCUUGGCUUACACCGCGACUGUGAAGUCAAAGGCCGGACGAAGCUUCAGACUGAGCUGGACCGAAGACUUUUCUGGGCUAUCUACGCCUUCGAUCGGCAGAUAUCUAUCCCGCUUGGUCGUCCGUUUUCGAUAUCAGACCAAGAAAUCGACGUCCCGUUACCACUCGACGUCGAUGAAAGCACGACAGCUGAGGAGCUUGAGGCCAGGGCGGUGUCGUCCAGUACAUACCAAGCGCCAAGGAUCAGUACUUCCUUGUCUUCAUUUAUCCAGCUUGUUCGAUUGCGUCGAAUUGAAUCAGCCAUACAUAAUACUGUGUACAGGGUCGAUAGUGAUAACGCAAACGUUGAAGACGAAGUGAUCGAGGACCUCCUUGAACGGUUGGAACAGUGGCGGGAGCUUGUACCGCAAGACGCGAGCGGCAAGCGAGAUCAGUCUCAUCUUGACGCCAUUCCGUAUGACGGCUUUGAGCUCUACAUGGUCCAUUACUUCAAGAGCAAACGCCUCCUGUUAUAUCCGCAACUUGCCAAAACACCGGUCAAUUUGAAAUUUCUCAAGGAAUGCGCAACAUCGUGUUCAGGCGUGUGUGGCGCUUACAAGCGAAUCCACCAAGCAAUGGCCGUCGGCUACUCGCUCAUGGCUCUCCAGACAGUCUUCAUGGCAGCCGAGAUCUUUGACCUAACCACAAGCAAUGGUAUUCACGACUGCAGCGUCGUUUUGUUUGUGAUUGCAGAGAGAGUGCCAGCCGCUCGAAGAUAUCGGAACGUGUUUGAAGUCAUCCGACAGCAAGUGAUGGAUCUGCUGUCGGACACGAACAAUCCACCCCGGCCACGGAUGUCUUUAUCUGCUGGGCAAGCGGGUGAGCUAGCCGCUUCCACCGAAGCCUUUGCGGUGGAUCAAACUUUCGAGGGGAACAACAUCGGUCUUGCACAGUUCUCCCACAUCAUUUCGGAUCUGAGCAGGAAUGUGCAGCCGGAGGCGAGCACGAUGGCUGCCGACCCGUUCAACACCAUGCCGGACGAGUACGCCAUGUCGCAGUCUGGCAUGUUUGACUACAACAACGUCGGCUUCGGUGUCAGUCCCUCCGACCCCAGCACAGAUAGUCUCGCGGCUUGGUUCGCAGCUGCGCAUUCGACUGGCAACAACAGGCCAAGAUGA
Microdochium trichocladiopsis is the source of this 2477-nucleotide messenger RNA. RefSeq names its product fungal-specific transcription factor domain-containing protein. NCBI's taxonomy places the organism in Eukaryota, Fungi, Ascomycota, Sordariomycetes, Xylariales, Microdochiaceae. Gene Ontology annotation, molecular function: sequence-specific DNA binding; zinc ion binding; DNA-binding transcription factor activity, RNA polymerase II-specific. Gene Ontology annotation, biological process: DNA-templated transcription; positive regulation of transcription by RNA polymerase II. The record is from RefSeq and is a predicted model, not a curated record. Bases 276 to 2477 code for a protein of 733 amino acids. The transcript is spliced from 5 exons.